AGGGUUGGGGGGGGGGCGGUGCGUCCGGUCGGCUCCGCUGUCUCCGUCCCGCCCCGCCGGGGCACUCCCCUCCGCCGCUCUCCCCCCGCCCCUCCGGGCCCUCCCCCCCGGUGUCACGGCGGCGCCCGCAUUCGGGGCCGGGCACGGCGGAGGAAGGGAGGGAAGGAAGGAGGGAGACGGGAGCGGGCGAAGGAGCGACCGAGCGGCGGCCGCCCCAGCAUCCGCCGCCGCCGCCGCCCUCGCCCGGCGCUGUCAGGUGCGUGCCGCCCGCCAGCAUGGCUCCGCCGCGCCGCCGGACUUAGCGCCGGGCCGCCCGCCCGCCCCUCCGCCUCUCCCCGCCUAGGUGCCCCCACCAGCGCCGCCCGGCCCCCGGAGGUCGCCGGUUCCCCGCCGAGGAUGCCGCCAGCCGCCGGUCUCACCGGUGCAUCUGUUGCUGCUUGACCGAGCCGACAGCCCCGCUGCAGCGUCCGCCGAUGGAUGCGGCAGCCCCCGCGCCCUGCCCGCCCGCCGCCGCCGCCGCCGCCGCUGUGCCGGGAACGACUCCGGAGCUCCGCGGCCGGUAAAAAAAAAAACCAAACCAACCAUACAAACAAACGAGAGAAAAGACCCAAAACCGACCCAAACCCAGCCCGCUCCCCCCGCCUCGCCUGGCGCUGCUGGAGAGACCGAUGGACAUGCGGCACCCGCCCCGGCCCGCCGCUCCCGUUAACCUCCCGGUCCCCGGCGCGGAGCCGGGCAGAGCCACCGCGUAGGGCGAGAGCGGCCGGACCCGGGGCUGCGGCCCCGCCGGGACCCGGCGCUGAGCGGCCCCUCCUCCCUCCUCCGCUCCACCCGAGCUCGGAGCCUUCUUCGCACUCUUCUCCCUCCCGUGUUUUGGGGGGUUUUUGGUUGUUUCUUCUCUUUUUUUUUCUUUAAUUUUUUUUUUGGGUGGAAACCGACCGUAACUCGGGGAGGGGGCUGCCGGGGGGGGGGGUGGGGGGCGGGAGCGGCGGGGAGGGGACCAUGGAAGAGAAGCUCCAGGCGCAUCAGGUGGAGAUCGACCCGGAUUUCGAGCCGCAGAGCCGGCCCCGGUCCUGCACUUGGCCUCUCCCGCACCCCGACUUCGCGGCGGAGGAGGACGAUGGGGCCGCGGCCCCGGGGGGACCCCCGGCGCGGGGGGCCGGUGGCGCGGAGGGGACCGAGAACGCGGCGGCCCCGGCGGAGCGCAGAGCCGCCGCCGCUCCCCCCCUGCCGCCUCCCGGCGCGGACGUGGGGCAGCUCCGCAAGGCCAAGACCUCCCGGAGGAACGCCUGGGGCAACCUCUCCUACGCCGACCUCAUCACCAAAGCCAUCGAGAGCUCGCCCGAGAAGCGCCUCACGCUCUCGCAGAUCUACGACUGGAUGGUGCGAUACGUCCCCUACUUUAAGGAUAAAGGAGACAGCAACAGCUCCGCCGGAUGGAAGAACUCCAUCCGGCACAACCUGUCCCUGCACACCCGCUUCAUCCGCGUGCAGAACGAGGGCACGGGCAAGAGCUCCUGGUGGAUGCUGAACCCCGAGGGCGGCAAGACCGGGAAGACGCCGCGCCGGCGGGCGGUCUCCAUGGACAACAACAGCAAGUUCCUGCGCAUCAAGGGCAAGGCCAGCAAGAAGAAGCAGCUGCAGGUGACGCAGGAGCGCGGGGAGGACAGUCCUUCGUCCCAGCAAGCCAAGUGGUCGGAGAGCCCCGCGUCCCACGCCAGUGACGAGUACGAUGCCUGGGCGGACUUCAGGACACGGGCCAACUCCACGGCCAGCACGCUGAGCGGGCGCCUCUCGCCCAUCAUGUCCAACCACGAGCCGGAUGAGCUGGAGGAGGAUGACGGAACCCCUUCCUCCCCGCUGAUGUACCCCAGCCCUUCCAGCACCAUGUCUCCUUCCCUCAACACCCGCUGCUCCGUGGAGCUGCCCCGGCUGACCGACCUGACCGGCACCAUCAGCCUGAACGAGAGCCUCGGGGAGAGCAUGCUGGAGGACCUGCAGGAUGGAUACACCAUGAGCCCCUCGCAGCAGCUCCCCCCGGCCGCCCUGCGGCAGCGGAGCUCCAGUUUCACCUUCAACUCCAAGUGCUCCACCAUGGGUGCUGCCACCAACACCUACUGCGGGACCAUCUACAGCCAACCCGCCAUGAGCCUCAUGCGGCGCCUGCCCAUGCAGACCAUCCAGGAGAACAAGCAAGCCACCUUCUCUCCUGUCAGCUCCUACAGGAACGCCUCGCUGCAGGACCUGCUCUCCUCCAUCUCCUACGCGCACAAGGAGAGCAUGGUCCCGGGGGACCUGCCCCUGCCGCAGGCCAGCCCCAUGGUGCCGGCCCGUGGCCACAGACACAACCUGUUGCUGUGCGGGAGCGGGGAGCAGGGGUUGUCCUCGUACCCGUCCCACUCGGGCUCUCUCAUGAAGAGCAAUGCUUUGUACCACCCGUCACCAGCCGGUCACCACCCUGCGGUCAACACCAGUGCCUUAGCUAAUCCUGUCAGCCUUAUGAGCUUGCCCAGUGACACGUGCAGCAUGACGGCCAUGCCGCACCACGGGCAUCUGCAUUCCUACGCUAAUAACCAAGGGGCACACAUGAGCUUGCUGGAUUCGCUGCAGGGCCCCUACCCGGGGGCUGUCCAUCCCCCCGUGUUGGGCCAAGACAGGUUCCCAGCAGACCUGGACCUGGACAUGUUCAACGGGAGCCUGGAGUGCGACGUGGAGUCCAUCAUCCUGAAUGACUUUAUGGACAGUGAUGAGAUGGACUUCAACUUCGACUCGGCUCUCCCGCCGCAGAACGGGCUCAAUGUGCCCACGCUGCCCGGGGGCCCGCAGCCCACGAACCAGAGCUGGGUGCCCGGGUGAUGCUCACCCCAGGGUGGGGGGCUCGCCACUGAGAAGCCACGAGGGGAACCUUGAGACUAACUUCAUUUGGGUUUUCUUUUCCUUUUCUCUUCUGCCUUUGUUUGUUAAGAUGGGCUUAGAGCCGUCGGUCUGAGCUUGAGGUCCAACACGAAACGCAAACCCUAGGGUCAAAUAUUGAGCCCCCAGCCCAAAAAUGUGCCCAAUCUGCUGGGUCCUCCCGGGAGCAUCCUCUGGAGGAUGCAGGGGCAGGCAGCCAGGAGAGGCAGCCGGAGUCAGGCGGGUCCACGGAGGGGGAAGCAGGAAGGGAAAACCUUUCCAGACAGUCCCAGUGCCCCGCUGGGAAGGUGCCAGUUUGGUUUGUGCUUGGGCUGGGUGAUGGAGUGGUGAUGGCUGGUGGCAUGGGAACCCCCCUUUGGAAAGGGACCCUUUGCUCCGAGCCCCCUUGGGAAACGAGUCCCCUGAGUACAAGUGUCAGGAGCAGGGACCCUGCCCCACGGCAUGGGGGGUGGCUCCUCACCCCUAGAUCCCGGUGGAGAUCGGAGCCCUGCCAAGCCCCAUGCCCAGGCCACCUCAAUGGCUCCAAGCAGUGAGGAAGGGGCUGGUGAUGGAGGGCAACGUGGUCCUGCUGGAGUGAUGUGCUGCUGGGCUGGGUCCCCUGUGCCGGGGCCCGGGGGGAGCCGCAGGGUCGGGGAGGGGGGUGUAUUUAUUUGAUUUCAUGCACUCUUUUGCCAUUGAGCUUUUGCAUUGGAAGGAAGAAAGGGAGGGGAGGAGAGAGGCUGUGGGCAACGCCGAUGGCUGCUCCCCAUCGCACGCCUCAUCUUGGCUUGGCCGUGGUGUUGGAUGUUGGGUGAUGGGGUGGAAGAGGGAUGCGGUGGGCAGGCCUGCGGUGACUCACGCUGCUCAGGGAGGUGGCACAGGGCUCCUAGGGGCCAGUCCCGGUGUCAGGAGUGACUCCAGACAGCGUCCAUCAUUCCUGCUCAUCCCUGGGAUGCCAGGAGAGCUGCUGGGGUAGGGGGAAUGACAGCAAGAAGGGUCAGCCCUGCACCAUGGGGACAGGGACCACCAUCCACACGUGGUCCUGUGAUGUGUCAGGAGCCCAAACCAGCCCCACUGCUCUGUGGGCUGGUCCAGAGGAGAUGGGGAGGGUGGGAGGAGAGGCUGUGGGAGCUGCUGCUCUGCCCCACGGGGCUCUCUGCACAGCAUGGGCUGUCUCUAACCCCCUGCCCCAUGCUGCAGCGCGGGUUACCCCACUGAACCAGCACAUUGUCCAGCUCAUCCCCUCUCCCUCUGUCCCUCCUCUACCAUGGGGCAGGCGCUGGGUCCCACUGAGCCAUAGGGGAAGCACAGCUCAGAGUGGGCAAGGUGGGACCCAUGGGUGGGCACCUCACCUAACCUAUGGGUGUGAGAGAGGAGCCCCAUGCGCCAGCGCUCACCUUCACCCUGGGCAGAGUCUCUAAAGAUGCUCUUACAAGUUAAUUCAUUAUGUUUACAUUCUUUGAUCAUGUACAGAAUUUAAUAUAUUCUAUUAUAUAUAACCUUUCUCGAAUGCUUUUUUUAAAAAGGAAUUAUUCUUUAGGGUCAGGAGCAUUACCACAUUCCUUUUAUACACCACCUCUCGUGUCAGGCAUAGUUAACACGGUCGGAAACCGACUGCAAAUGGCUAUUUAAUCCCUGGCACCCCCAGUUCUGCACAUGAAGGACAGGCAGGGAGGGCAGCAGGGGAGGAAAAGGGGGGGCUCUGCCCCCCCCCCCCCCCAAAGCAUGGGAGAAAGGGAAGGGGACCUGGCUCUUGUAGGCACACAUCCAGCAGCACACCAGCAUUUGCAGAUGGGAUGCUCAGGCACAGGGACCCCCAAGCCCCCCUUUGGGUGUCACCGAUAGGACCACCAUGGCGCAGGGGAAGCCGCACCAGCAGUAGGAAAGAAGCAGCCCCCCCCCCUCCGCUUCCCCCCCCCCCCCCCCCCCAGCCUUUAUCCCGCUCGCCUCCCCCCCUGCCCCGGGGCACGUCCCAUUGCGAAGGUGUCUUUGUGGUUCCGUGACCGUGGGGUUGUCGUGUGUGCGGUGGAGUCGUGUUGGUGCAGCGUCGUGUGUGCAGUCGUUGUGCGGUGCGAGGGACGGCGGGGGGGGGGGGGGCACCCCCGAGGGCUGGGACCCCCGGCAAAAAGGGGUGGCUGGAGGGAGAGGUGACACGGGCUGGUCCCGCCAUGGAGCCAGGGGAUGUGCGGGUACCAGGAUGGGGCGGGGUGGUGGUGAUGGAAACGGGGUGCUGGGCUCCGUGCCGUGGGGCAGGUUGGUCCUGGGGGGCUGGUGGGGGUAGGAAACCAGGGCUUCAUUUUAUGUGCAAGGCUCCGGGUUCCCUCUCUGGACACAGCUUCCCCAUCGCCCCGCUCCAUCGCUCCCUCUCUCCUGCCCCACAGGGCAGCCUUUGGGGACAAGGAGCA
Molecule: messenger RNA, 5297 nt
Organism: Pezoporus occidentalis (night parrot)
Lineage: Eukaryota; Metazoa; Chordata; Aves; Psittaciformes; Psittacidae
Gene: FOXO6
Product: forkhead box O6
Exons: 3
Coding region: 1003-2856 (617 amino acids)
Biological process (GO): regulation of transcription by RNA polymerase II
Cellular component (GO): nucleus
Molecular function (GO): RNA polymerase II cis-regulatory region sequence-specific DNA binding; DNA-binding transcription factor activity, RNA polymerase II-specific
Source: RefSeq, a predicted model, not a curated record